AUGUUCUACGUUGUUCCGACCGACGUCUGGGCGGACUUCUCCAUCCUCGCUGAAAUCUCGAUCGACACCUCCGCAUCCCAUGUGUUCGACAGGAUCCUUGACUUGGACGGAUACGGCGCAUGGAGCACAUACGCGACGCACGCAACGAAGGCGUCGUCAGAAGACUCGCCCGACCGCAAAUGGAUGGUCGUCGCGUCCAGCCCGAUGUCACAUUGGCUGCUCUAG
Messenger RNA from Aphanomyces astaci, 225 nucleotides. RefSeq lists its product as hypothetical. The transcript has 2 exons. NCBI's taxonomy places the organism in Eukaryota, Oomycota, Saprolegniomycetes, Saprolegniales, Verrucalvaceae. The record is from RefSeq and is a predicted model, not a curated record. The coding region runs from base 1 to 225 and encodes 74 amino acids.